AUGCACCUGACUCGUGGUGUGAUUGUCAGGGUGAGGAGGCAGAAGUGCUCUAUCCUGACACUGCCCUUGCCCGUCCCUCCACAGGCAGCACACGAUGUCCUGAGAAGGAAAAUCUCCAACCAAAUUACUGUGACCGAGUUCCUUCUCCAGAGCUUCUCUGAUGCUCAGGAGCUGCAGAUUUUACACUUUGUGGUGUUUCUAGGGAUUUUCCUGGCAGCCCAGAUGUUGAACCUCCUCAUUAUUGCAGCUGUGGCCCUGGACCACCAUCUUCACACCUACAUGUACUUCUUCUUGAUGAAUUUGUCCAUGAUAGACCUUGGAUACAUCUCCGUCACUGUCCCCAACUUGAUUUCUUGUUCCUGGACUCAAACCAUAGCAGAUAGAGACUGGGGAAACCAAACGGCCAUCAAAGAAUUCAUCCUUCUGGGAUUCGGGGAUCUCCCUGACCUGCAAAUUCUUCUCUUCCUGAUGUUCCUAGUGAUCUACAUGGCAACUGUGGCUGGGAACACCCUCAUCGUGGUGCUCAUUAUGACUGACCAACACCUUCACACCCCCAUGUACUUCUUUCUGGGCAACUUGUCCUGCCUGGAGACCUGCUACAUGUCAACCAUCCUGCCCAGGUUGCUGGCCAGUCUCCUGACUGGGAAGAAAACUAUCUUAGUCAGUGACUGCAUCACACAACUGUAUUUCUGUGGUUCUCUGGGAUGUACAGAAUGCUAUCUCCUAGCAGCAAUGUCUUAUGAUCGGUAUUUAGCAAUAUGUAAACCCUUGCACUAUUCAGCUCUUAUGAAUAUCAGGUUUUGCCUACAGUUGGCUGCUGGGUCAUGCUUUAAUGGUUGUUUGGCUGUAAUUAUCUUUGUCUCAUUCCUAUCACAGUUAUUAUUCUGUGGUCCAAAUGAAAUUGACCAUUUCUAUUGUGAUGCCAUCCCACUGAUGGAACUUUCCUGCAGUGACACCCACCUGGUCAUAUUGGUGGAUUUCAUAAUAGCCUGUGUAUUCACCCUGCCUCCAUUCCUACUAACCCUGACAUCCUACAUGUGCAUCAUCUCCACCAUCUUGAGAAUCCCUUCCACCACUGGGAGACAAAAGGCCUUUUCCACCUGCUCCUCUCACCUCAUUGUGGUGACAAUUUUCUAUGGAUCCAUAAUGAUUGUGUAUCUGCUACCAAAACAUGAUACACUGAAAGACCUGAAGAAAGUGCUUUCUCUUUGCUACACUGUCCUGACUCCGCUGGUAAACCCCCUCAUUUACAGCCUGAGAAACAGAGAGGUCAAGGAAGCCUUCUGCAAAGCGGUCAGUAAAUGUGGCUUUCACCAAAAUGCGCAGAUACACCUACAUAAUAAUGUAACUUGA
Molecule: messenger RNA, 1353 nt
Organism: Chelonoidis abingdonii (Abingdon island giant tortoise)
Lineage: Eukaryota; Metazoa; Chordata; Testudines; Testudinidae
Source: RefSeq, a predicted model, not a curated record